Oncorhynchus nerka (sockeye salmon) is the source of this 7708-nucleotide messenger RNA. RefSeq names its product teneurin-1-like. The transcript has 15 exons. Gene Ontology annotation, biological process: neuron development; heterophilic cell-cell adhesion. Gene Ontology annotation, cellular component: neuron projection. The record is from RefSeq and is a predicted model, not a curated record. The coding region runs from base 1 to 5184 and encodes 1727 amino acids. Gene Ontology annotation, molecular function: protein heterodimerization activity; cell adhesion molecule binding; protein homodimerization activity. NCBI's taxonomy places the organism in Eukaryota, Metazoa, Chordata, Actinopteri, Salmoniformes, Salmonidae.
AUGCUUUCUCCUCCUUCUCAGGCUGUCCAAGAGGAGAUCACCAUCCCUGGCAGUUUCUUAAAGCUCAGCUACCUGAGCACCCGCUCCCCUGGCUACAAGUCUCUGUUACGCAUCAUCUUAACCCACUCCAUCAUCCCCACUGGCCUCGUUAAGGUGCACGUAUCCUCCGCCAUCGAGGGACGCCUCUUCCAGAAGUGGUUCCCUGCUGCCCCCAACCUGGUCUAUGUCCUGGCCUGGAACAAGACUGAUGUCUAUGGGCAGAAAGUGUUGGGCCUGGCCCAAGCUUUGGUCUCUGUAGGCUAUGAGUAUGAGUCAUGUGCUGACUACAUUGUGUGGGAGAGAAGGAUGGCUCAGCUGCAGGGCUUUGAGAUGAUUGCCUCCAACCUAGGGGGCUGGUCCCUGGACAAGCACCACAUCCUUAACCUCCAAAGCGGUGUCCUACACAAAGGGAAUGGAGAGAACAUUUUCAUCUCCCAGCAACCUCCAGUCAUCCACACAGUGAUGGGGACGGGGAACGUGCGCGCCAUCCCCUGCCCCAACUGUAAUGGGCCUGCCCUGGGCAGCAAGCUCUACGCUCCUGUCGCUAUCACUUGUGGCUCCGACGGCAGCAUCUACAUUGGUGACUUCAACUUCAUCAGAAGGAUUCUACCCAACGGAUUUGCUAUUAGCAUUCUAGAACUGAGGAAUCGAGAUAUCAGGCACAGCACCAGCCCAGCCCAUAAGUACUACCUGGCCAUGGACCCAGUAAGGGAGCUUCUUUACCUGUCUGACACCAGCAGCAGGAGGGUCUACAGACUCAGGACCCUCACAGAGCCGAAGGACCUGGCCAAGAACAUGGAGGUGGUGGCAGGGACGGGGGACCAGUGCACCCCCUUCGACCAGGGCCACUGUGGAGACAGGGGCAAAGCCACCGAGGCCUCCCUCAACAACCCCAGAGGGAUUGCAGUGGACAAGCAAGGAUUAGUCUACUUUGUUGAUGGAACCAUGAUUCGCAAGAUCAAUGGAAAAGGAAUGAUAUCAACUGUCAUUGGUUCCAAUAGCCUGACUUCCACUCAGCCAUUAAGUUGUGACGCCCGCAUGGAUAUUUCACAGGUUCGUCUAGAAUGGCCCACCUACCUGGCUGUCAACCCGAUGGACAACUCCCUGUACAUCCUGGACAACAACAUCGUGAUCCAGGUGUCAGAGAGCAGCCAGGUGAGGAUCGUGGCGGGCCGGCCCAUCCACUGCCAGGUCCCUGGGAUCGACCACUACCUGGUCAGUAAGGCAGCCGUCCACUCCACCCUGGAGGCAGCCAAGGCCAUCACCGUGUCCCACCAGGGCACGCUCUACAUCGCUGAGACGGACGAGAGGAAGAUCAACCGCAUCCAGCAGGUCACCACCAACGGGGAGAUCUCUGUGGUGGCCGGGGCGCCCACUGAGUGUGACUGCAAGAUCGACCCCAACUGUGACUGCUUUUCCGGAGAUGGUGGAUAUGCCCGUGAUGCCAAGCUGAAGGCUCCCUCCUCCCUGGCUGUUUCCCCUAAUGGGACUCUGUACAUCUCUGACCUGGGGAACAUCCGUAUCAGGGCCUUGUCCCCCAACAGGCCCCAGCUCAAUCAGAACAGCAUGUAUGAGAUCACCUCUGUGGUGGACCAGGAGCUCUAUCUGUUCAGUGUCAACGGCACUCACCUCCACACCCGCAGCCUGGUCACCGGAGACUACGUCUAUAACUUCACCUACUCAGGAGAGGGCGACGUGAGCGCCGUGGUCACCAGCGACGGCACCAUGGUCCAUGUGCGCCGCGAUGCCAACGGUGUCCCCCUCUGGCUACUGGUUCCCGGGGGUCAGGUCUAUUGGCUCACGAUCAGCAAUGGGGGCGUCCUCAAGAAAGUCUCCGCCCUGGCGCAUGACCUGGCGCAGAUCAGCUACCAUGGCAACUCGGGUCUCCUGGCAACCAUGAGCAAUGAGAACGCCUGGACAACAGUAUAUGAGUAUAAUUAUGACGGUCAUCUCAUCAAUGUCACCUUUCCAACGGGAGAGGUCAGCAGUUUCCACGGCAAUAUGGAGAAAUCAGUGCGGGUGGAAGCAGACACUUCAAAUCGGGAGAAAUUCAUCACAGCCACGAACUUCUCUGCUGCCAGCACUAUCUAUACAUUACGCCAAGAGCAUGCUCAGAACACGUACCGUGUGAGUUCGGACGGCUCUCUGUGGGUGACGUUUGCCAGUGGCAUGGAGGUGACCCUGAACACAGAACCCCACAUCUCGGCGGGCGUGGUCAACCCCACGGUGGGCAAGUGUAACAUCACCCUUCCGGGCGAGCAUGCUCACAGCGUCAUCGAGUGGAGGCAGAGAAGAGACCAGGCUAAAGGGAACUAUACGGCCUAUGAACGCAGGCUCAGGGCUCACAACAGAAAUGUGCUGUCCAUAGACUUUAACCAAGCCACACGAGUGGGCAAGAUCUAUGACGACCACCGCAAGUUCACCCUGCAGAUCCUCUAUGACCAGAUGGGUCGUCCCAUCGUCUGGUCUCCCAGCAGCAAGUACAAUGAGGUGAAUGUGACCUAUUCUCCAGCAGGCCUGGUGACUAGCAUCCAGAGGGGUAACUGGUCAGAGAAACUGGAGUAUGAGAACGGGAAGGUGGUUUCCAGAACAUGGACCAGUGGGAAGAUAUGGAGCUACACUUUCCUGGAGAAGUCGGUCAUGCUGCUGUUACACAGCCAGCGGCGGUACACCUUUGAGUAUGACCACACAGACUACCUGAUAUCUGUGACCAUGCCCAGUAUGGUGCGUCACAGUCUGCAGUCCAUGCUGUCAGUGGGCUACUACAGGAACACCUACAGCCCACCAGACAGCAGCGGAGCCUCUGUGAUCCAGGACUACAGCCAUGAUGGCCGCCUGCUCCAGACUCUGUACCUGGGCACGGGCCGCCGUAUCCUCUACCACUACACACGCCAGUCCCGCCUGGCAGAGAUCCUGUACGACACCACCCUGGUCACCUACACCUACGAAGAGGCCUCUGGGGGGGUGAAGACCAUCCACCUCAUGAACCAGGGCUUCAUGUGCACCAUCCGCUACAGACAGACAGGUCCUCUGGUUGGGAGACAGAUCUAUAGGUUUAGUGUGGAGGGCCUGGUGAAUGCCAGAUUUGACUACAGCUAUAAUAACUUCCGGGUCACCAGCAUGCAGGCCAUGAUCAAUGAAACUCCUCUUCCCAUUGACCUUUACCGUUAUGUUGACGUGUCUGGAAGGAUUGAACAGUUUGGAAAAUUCAGUGUCAUAAACUAUGACCUCAAUCAAGUGAUCACUACACACAUCAUGAAGCACACUAAGAUAUUUAAUGCGAACGGACAAGUAAUUGAGGUCCAGUACGAGAUCCUGAAGUCUAUUGCCUACUGGAUGACAGUGCAGUAUGACAACAUGGGCCGCAUCACUAUCUGUGACAUCAGAAUUGGUGUGGAUAACAAUAUAACACGCUACUCAUACGAGUAUGAUGCUGAUAGUCAGCUCCAGGCUGUGUCGGUGAAUGAUAGGCCACAGUGGCGCUAUAGUUACGACCUCAAUGGCAACAUUAAUUUACUGAGUCAUGGCAACAGUGCUAGACUCACACCGCUGCGCUACGACUUACGAGACCGCAUAACACGACUCGGAGAAAUUCAGUACAAAAUGGAUGAAGAUGGCUUUCUUCACCUGCGGGGCAAUGUCAUGUUUGAUUACAACUCCAAUGGGCUGCUUGCAAAAGCGUUUGACAAAGUGUCAGAGAGGAGUGUUCACUACCGCUACGAUGGCCUGGGCAGGCGGGUGGCCAGCAGGACCAGUGACGGCCAGCAGCUGCAGUUCUUCUACGCUGACCUGACCAAACCCACCAGGGUGACCCACAUGUACAACCACUCCAGCUCUGAGAUCACUUCCCUGUACUAUGACCUGCAGGGACACCUCAUCGCCAUGGAGCUGAGCAGCGGGGAGGAGUACUACGUAGCCUGUGAUAACUCUGGCACGCCACUGGCCAUCUUCAGUAGCCGAGGACACAUCGUCAAGGAGAUGCUUUACACCCCUUACGGAGACAUCUACCAAGACUCAAACCCAUCCUUUCAGCUGAUCAUCGGGUUCCAAGGCGGUCUAUAUGACGCGCUGACAAAGCUGGUCCACCUGGGGAGGAGGGACUAUGAUGUGGUGGCUGGGAGGUGGACCACUCCCAACCAUAACCUGUGGAUGGAGCUCAGCAUCAACCCGAAGCCUUUCAACCUCUACUCCUUCAAAAACAACUACCCGGUUGGAGAGUUACAGGAUGUCACCAAGUUCACUACAGACAUUAGCAGUUGGUUGCAACUGUUUGGGUUCCAGCUCCACAACGUUGUCCCUGGUUACCCCAAACCGGAGGUGGAGAGCAUGGAGCAAACUUAUGAAAUGAUGAGGACUCAAACCAAAACACAAGACUGGGACCCUAGUAAGGUUCUGUUGGGUAUCCAGUGUGAGUUGCAGAAACACCUGAAGAACUUCAUCUCUCUGGACCGGCUGCCUAUGCGUAAGGUGAGUGGUCAGCUGGGGGCGUGGCAUGGCCGGAGGCCCCGCUUCUCUGCCAUCUCCUCCAUCUUUGGUAAGGGCGUCAAGUUUGCCAUCAGCGAUAAUGUCGUCACCACCGAAAUCAUUGGAGUGGCGAGCGAGGACAGCCGACGUGUGGCAGCAAUCCUAAACCACGCGGUCUACCUCUCCGGCCUGCACUUCACGGUGGGCGGUCUGGACACUCACUACUUUAUCAAGCCUGGCCUGUUGGAGGGGGACCUGGGAGUGGUCGGCCACACCGGAGUGGGUCGCGUCCUGGAAAACGGCAUCAACAUGACCGUGUCCCAGAUGACGACAGUGGUGGGUGGGAGGACUAGGCGCUUCGCUGACAUCCAGAUGCAGCACGGGACUCUGUGCUUCAACAUCCGCUACGGUGCCACAGAGGAAGAGGAGAGGGAGCAUGUGCUGGAGGUGGCCCGGCAGAGGGCGGUGGAGCAGGCCUGGGUCAUCGAGCAAAGGAGGCUGGAGGAAGGAGAGGAGGGCUCCAGGCUCUGGACAGAGGGGGAGAGGCAGCAGCUGCUCUCCACUGGACAGGUGCCCGGCUAUGAUGGCUACUUCGUGCUCUCCGUGGAGCAGUACCUGGAGCUCUCUGACAGUGCCAACAACAUUCACUUCAUGAGGCAAAGUGAAAUAGGGAGGAGGUAACAGCGGCAUCUUGCUUCUCUACUGCCGUGGGUUCCCCUUCACCAAAGACAGUCUGUUUUUAGACAUACAAUGAUUUGUUGUACUGUUUUUUCUAGAAUGAUGACGAUAAAAUAAGAAAAAGACAACUGCCUUUAAAAGUGACAAAUGAUGGUAUUUUGUUUCACCUGUGUUUGGAUUGUUUAGUUUUUUCUGAGAAUGAGUUGAUCAUUUGAAGCUCUUGACUGUCUUUCAUUUGAGUGAUUUAGCUAGCUUCUGUAAUUUGACCUACUUUGUAAACUGUUAGAUAUGCUGAAUCUGAGAUGAGACGCUAUAUCAAGUUCAUUACCAUAUAAUUCAUCUUUAUACAUACUGUAUGUAUAACAGUGUUGUGAAUUUCUCUCAUUUCAGUUUAUACAGUACAUAUCUCUCUGAUCUUUUGAGAAAUGGUAGUGACAGCUACAGUCUUUUGUGACUACGAGACUGGCAUCGGGGAUUGCUGCUUCCUGCGUAUUUGAAGUUCUGGUGGUACAAUGGAGUAGAUUGUGUGGGCUUAGACACAUUAAAUUGUAUAUAGCAAGUGCUUUAGCGAGAUACAAGUGCUUAACUUGAUGUGUUGUUACUGAUUAUUAAUCGUUAAUCCUGUCAAUAGAAGUGAUCACUGGAGUUACACAGAGCAACGGGAAAAAGUAUUCAUGCUGAAAACCUGUACAGUAUAGUUUACAUUAUUAUUAUAUAUAUUUUUUUUUUUUACAAAUUGCUUAUUGUAAAAUAUAAUGUAUUAUCUGGGUGGAGCUUGUGCCUUUCUGCUCUUAAAAAAACUUUGAAGGAUGACAAUUCAAAAAACAUCUUUCCAUACCAUGAAAAGUGUUAUUAUUUGUAUAAUUGAUCUACUGGACUAGAAUCCUUAUGGAGUGGAGCUUGCAGGGCAGACUAUAGUGGCCUAUACAAAGUGCUAAAUCAUAGUGUAAAUGCUGCAAAUACCUCAUCAUAUUGUAAUUCACAGGUAUUACAUUCAUUGUACCUUAAUUAUUCUGAUGCCAUUACAAGGCAAUCUUUACCAUACCCUGUUUAGAAAGACCGAAGUGUCCCAGUAAUAGAAAUAUCUGAGCUAGCAAGUCAAUUAAAUAAGACCUACCUGGUUAAAUAAACAUGAAAUAAAUAAAAAAUGAAUUAGUAAGAAUCAAUCGUUUGCAUGGUAAAAAAAAAAAUGUCCAUACAUGUAGGACAAGGCACACUUCAAGUUUACCAAGUGGAUAGAAAUAUAGACUUUACAUCCGGAGCAGGACAUCAUAACAGGUUGAAAAGCAGCAGGAGAAGAGGACAAAUUCACAUUACGUGGCUGACGUAAUAUAACGUACCAGUUAUAGGUCGAAUAUAGUGGAUACGGAGGAGGAUUUUUCAAAAAGAAAUGCACACAGAGAGUAGCUGUUUCUCACAAAUAAAACGAAUUGGAAACCAUCUUUCAAUAUUUACACAUUUUUUUCGGUGCUUAAUUUACUGCUAAGUCACAUUGUGUUACAGUAUUAGUCAUUCCUAUUCCUCUGUGAAAAGAUUGUAAGUAGUGCUAUAUGCCUCUGUGACUAGUAUUCCACAGAAAUGAUCUGAGGAAUUUCGACAUCCGCUACCCCAUCUUCACAACAGCUAAAAUAUUUUCCAUGCAGCCCUAAUUAAACAAGCCUUAGUAAAGCAAUAGUUUAUUCAGUCCUUUGAAAGAUCUAAGAAACCUCCUUAUUUCCUAAGACUGACUUUCAAGUCUGGGAAUGAAUUUUAAUAAUUUAAUUUAUUUUGAUCAGAGUAUGACAUGUUUGGAACCGAAAAAGAGGGGUUUAAAAAGUAAAAUGUUGUCCAGCCAUCCACCCUCACGCAUUACCCACACACACAAUUUGGUUGUAUUGUUGUCAAGUAAUUUUGUAAUUGGGAUCUGUAUGGUUUGUGUGCUGACAUUUGUUUUCUAAGCUUCUCAUACGGAAAUGAAACAUUUAGCACUGUGGAAAAGUCUGAACCAAAAGCAUGAAGUGCUGUUGGACGAAGCCAAACACCCUAUAUUCUGAUAUUCACUUUAAUACUGUGAAGUUCAUCAAUAUAUAAUUCUGUGCAAAACCUUAUCUGUUGUUUUUACUUUCAUUCUCAUUGGGUUGUAUUGCAAAAAAAUCAAUUGUAUAAAACGUAGGCUAUAUGAUAUACUAUAUAACAUAUUUUGGGUAAAUGAAUUGAUAGUACUCCCUAUAAUUGAUAAUUCUCUGCCCAUUGGUGGUCAAAUUGAUGAUACUGUCUUAGUUGGGUAACAGAGUCUGAGAGCGAAGAUGAUGAGAUUGCCAAGAUACAUUUGUGAUAUACGGUAUACUAUGUAGACUGAUUGGUAUGAAAACACUAUUGCUUGACUGCAUUUUCUACUCUGGGCUUUGACCAAGCGGCAUGUAUUUUCUGCAAGCGCUCCAGGAAGUGGGUGUAAAUAAUGAGAAAUUCAUAUAUUGGGUGUGGAAAGUUCAUGUUCAAAACAAGGUACUUUGAAGGUUUGACUUUUAAUAAAUAAAUGUGCAAAUUC